Coccinella septempunctata (seven-spotted ladybird) is the source of this 2909-nucleotide messenger RNA. Its product is annotated as jouberin-like. Gene Ontology annotation, molecular function: protein binding. The record is from RefSeq and is a predicted model, not a curated record. The coding region runs from base 232 to 2835 and encodes 867 amino acids. The transcript has a single exon. Lineage: Eukaryota; Metazoa; Arthropoda; Insecta; Coleoptera; Coccinellidae. Gene Ontology annotation, biological process: motile cilium assembly. Gene Ontology annotation, cellular component: ciliary basal body.
AAAUUUGAAAUAAACAAUGAUGAAGGACCAUAUGGAUUUUCGAAUUGGUUUUUAUUUACGGAACAAACUUUAUCAUACUCCCAUUAUUCUAAAUUUGUAAAUAACAAAAAUGUACAUAAAUAUGAAGAUAAUAAAAUCCAAAGAACCCCAGUCGUUGCCAUGGAGUUACAUUGAUAUAAACAAUCAUUUCCGUCCGCUUUUAUCUCAGUGCCCGCCAAUAUAUCUAAUUGAAUGAAAAUGAGCUCUUCCCCACAGGAACAUUUACUUCAGGGAAGCGUUGUCAGAAAAACGAAAGAAAAAUUUGAUAGUUUCUUGAAAGAUGCAUUACAGGAAUCAUCACAUACGAGUCCAAAAGAACAUACCGAAGCUAAAACAUCAAAAACGUUCGUUUCUGUUCAAAACAUAAAUGAACCAAGCGAAGAAGAAAAGAGAGAGUUCAUCCUCAACAAAUUUUUUGAAAAUAGCACUUCAUCACAUGGAGAAAAUGAAGGUAAACCAAUACCUAAACCAAGGACCAAAUUGAGAUCGAACAAUGCUAGAAAUACAACUUUAUCGCCACAUUCGAGCAAUGAAACUUUUAGAAUCAAUAAACCUAGAGAGAUUUCUAGAGAAGGCAAAAGUCAAUCUAGUGGAUCUUCUGCAUCUAGUACAAAUACAUACAAAGUGUCCUCGCCAAAGAUUGUUAAUGCUCCAAACGAUGAAUCAUCUAGCCAUAAAACUUUUAGAAUUUCGAAGGAUGUAGUGCCUAAAAUUGGUGAUAUUAUAAUACAUGAGAAAGAUAGUGUCUCAAAAAUAGUUGAUGUGAAAGUGAAAAAUGAUAUUAAUAUUCCAAUCUCAAGAGAAACUGCCUCUGAAAGUAGAUCCAAUUCUUCAGAUUCACAAAAGUUUUCUGGUGAUAAAAGCAAUACUUACUCAAAAACAAAUGGAGACCUCGAGAAUGAACCUAGUACAAGUAAUUAUCCACCACCAAAAGAUGAAAAGGUUGUGAAUAAUGUAUUGAAUAUAACGAUUCAUAAAACAGAUAAACUACAACUCAAUUCUUUUGUUAUUCAUCCUGUGGUGAAAAUUCAUAUAGUAGAUAUACAUACUGGGAGGUACUUUCCGAAAAAUCAUAAGAGAUCAGUUACAUACCCCCCUGAGGAUAACUUAGAUCAUUUAGCUCCAAUAAUGACCCACCCAUAUAGUUUACAAGAAAAACGAUCUUUGAUACCUUCUUGGGAAGAAACUAUUCUAAUUUAUGAAGAUUAUUCUUAUAUUGUUGACCAAAAAGAGAAUAUUAUCAUUUUUUUUGAGCUAUUGGAUUUCCUUCCUAUGCCAUUAAUCAACAAUAAAACAAAAGGAUGGCAUAGGAUAGCAUUCGCAUUUUUGAAAGUAUCAGGAAAAAAUAAUGUUUUGAAUUUCAACAAAAACAUGAGACUUCAGUUGUAUCACUCUACCAGUAAAAAUGAAGAUGUCAGGAAAUGCUCUAUUUGGGAAACAUGGAACAAAGGCCGGCUUUUAAAAUAUCCUUCGAGUUUGUAUGUAUCUAUAACAAUCAAUGAAUUGAAAGAUAAAUCAUCAGCCAGUCUAAGGUGCUUGCUUCCUUUGGAGAAAGAAAUAGAAGAUAAUUCCAAGACUGUUAAAGAAAUCACUUUGGAAAAUAGUAGCAUGAAAACAGAUGUGAAUUCAUUGCUCAAAAAUACUUUAGUUUCAAAUCAAGAAUGGAAAACAACCAGGAAAGAAAUUACAAAGCUGCCAAAUGAAUGCUUAGCUCAUUUCGAAACUGCAAAAGAAGGAUGCUUUACACUGAGAUUUAAUAAUAAUGGAUCUCUUUUGGCCUGUGCCUUGAAAUUGAAUAAUGUUUACUGUAUAGUGAUUUUUUCAAUGGUUACCUUCGAGCAAGUUUGUUAUCUACCUGGUCAUCAGGAUCUAAUUUAUUCCAUACAGUGGUCUCCAGAUGAUUCUUUGAUAAUAGCUUGCUCUGGAGAUUGUUCAGUUUCAGUAUGGGAUGUGAAUAAAGUUUCUUUUUUACAAAUUCUGCCACAUCCAAACUUUGUAUACACUAAUGAUAUGAGCAGUAAUCUUAUAGUGACAGGUUGUUAUGACACGAAAGUGAGGGUGUGGAGUAAUGAAGGACUUCUGACAAAAUACUUUUUGAACCAAGAGCUUGAGGGCCAUAAGGGAUACAUCACAAGUUUGUUACUGAAAAGAAGUUGUGAUACAAUUUUAUCUUCCGACUCCCUUGGAGUUAUUAUAGAAUGGUAUAAGCAGAAGAGCAUGUGGGUGCUACACAAAAAAAUCAACAUUUUGGGUCUGGAAGGAAUUACAAUAAACCAAAUAGAAUUUAUGGCAAAGGGAAAGAGACUUCUUGUUCAUUCUAGAGAUAAUAUAUUAAGAAUUAUUGAUUUAGAAUCUUCAGUAGUUAUACACUGGUUACAAGGAGGAUUGAAUACUAGAUUUCAUACUUCUUGCUCUAUUUCUCCAUGUGGUAAUUAUGUCAUUGCAGGAAGUGAAAAUUCCUCAGUCAAUAUUUGGAAAGUGAAAACUGGAAAAUUUGUUGGAAGUUUAAUUCCUUACAAGAAUAAAGGGGUUACUAUUCAUGCUUUACAAUUCCAUCCAAAAGAUAAUAUUAUAGCAGUUGGCAGUUUCGGAGAUGAUUUACCCGUAUUAUUGUUUGGGUAUAAUGAAAAGAAUAAAGAAUGUGAAAUUGAUCUGAGAUUGGUGGCAGAAAAGAAAAAAAAUAUGAGUGAGACAGAAAGGUUCAAAAAAGAUACAUCGAAAAGUGAUCAAAAUAAUCUUCAUUUCCAGAGUGUUUUAGAUAAAUUUGAUAAAUUGAUGAUGAGAAAACUGAAAUGAAUAAAAUAAAAAUACCGAUUUGAAAUUAUCCUGAAUAUAAGGUUAAAAUGAAAGAGAAUAUUUUUAAUAAUUUU